AUGGCCGUUCGCAUACCCAGACUUGACACAAAGAUGCCUCAUCCCCAAGACCGCAAGCACAACCACAUGCUCUUCCACGUUGACCCGACGGACUACCAGCACGACAACUAUUCGCCACAACGUAGUCCCCAGUAUAAACUCUCUAACGAAUCCGCUUCUUCCCUCGCCCAAGGCCACGAUCCUCUUGCCGAUUCGGAAGAUGACGGAAGCUUCGCGGUCAUAUCUCUCAGCGAGGAGGCCACUGCCUCGGGGGCCCUCUCGGAGACCACGGGCUCAGACGACACUGUCGUCGACCAGACCGCCACGAGGAGGGCCGCCGGAACCCCGGCUGUCCUCGGGUCUGCUUUGACCCAGGACAACAUCCAUCUCCACGAUCGGGUGUAUCCCCUCGGUUCUUUGUCGACAUACCAGUGGGUCUGGGGCCAGCCAUGCCUCGGCGGUUUUGAUAUCAAGGACACCUCGUCCAAGGAAAGCAUGAAGGUCCACGUCUCCCGCUCGCGCGUCAGUCAGGCGACUGAGAACCUCGACAGCGAAUAUGGCGUCGUCAACCACCCAUCCGAGGCAUAUGUUGCCUUUGCCGGUGACUGGGCCGAUGUCGCCGCCGACCCUGCCAUGAUGGAAGAACUCGACCGACUAGAGUGA
Messenger RNA from Colletotrichum higginsianum IMI 349063, 642 nucleotides. RefSeq lists its product as uncharacterized. NCBI's taxonomy places the organism in Eukaryota, Fungi, Ascomycota, Sordariomycetes, Glomerellales, Glomerellaceae. The record is from RefSeq and is a predicted model, not a curated record. Bases 1 to 642 code for a protein of 213 amino acids. The transcript has a single exon.